GGCGCCGCUCGGAGCCGGGGCCGGAAGCGAGUCGGGAGCGGCGGCGAGGACAUGGCGGAGACCAUUAUAAUCCGUGUCCAGUCACCAGAGGGUGUCAAACGUAUCCCAGCCACAAAGCGGGAAACUGCUGCAACUUUUCUGAAAAAGGUUGCAAAAGAAUUUGGCUUCAGAAAUAAUGGGUUUUCUGUGUACAUCAAUAGAAAUAAGACUGGUGAGAUCACAGCAUCCCCCAACAAGUCCCUCAACUUACUAAAAAUCAAACAUGGAGAUAUGCUGUUCCUCUUUCCUUCAAGCCCUGCUGGUUCUUCCUCUGAGAUCAUGGAUACCUCAAUGUCUCAAGGAACACGCCACAUAGGUGUUCCCCAUGUGGUAGAAGAUGACAUUGACCAGUACCUAAUAAAACAAGAUGGGAAGAUUUACAGGAACAGAGACCAACAACUAUGUCGACAUGGCCCAUUGGGUAAAUGUGUGCACUGUGUACCAUUAGAGCCUUUUGAUGAAGAUUAUUUAAACCAUCUGGAACCUCCUGUGAAGCAUAUGUCUUUCCAUGCCUACAUCAGGAAACUGACUGGAGGCGCAGACAAAGGGAAGUUUGUUGCCCUUGAAAACAUUAGCUGCAAGAUUAAAUCUGGGUGUGAGGGACAUCCCCCGUGGCCAGAAGGGAUUUGUACAAAGUGCCAGCCCAGCGCCAUCACACUCAACCGGCAGAAAUACAGGCAUGUGGAUAACAUCAUGUUUGAGAACCAUACAAUUGCUGAUCGUUUCUUAGACUUCUGGAGAAAAACAGGAAACCAGCAUUUUGGAUACCUGUACGGGAGGUACACAGAACACAAAGACAUCCCUCUAGGUAUUCGAGCCGAGGUUGCUGCCAUCUAUGAACCACCUCAGAUUGGUACGCAGAACAGUCUCGAGCUUCUAGAAGACUCUAAGGCAGAUGUUGUGGAUGAGAUUGCUGCCAAGCUUGGAUUGAGAAAGGUUGGCUGGAUAUUUACAGAUCUGGUCUCUGAGGACACACGAAAGGGGACUGUCCGAUACAGUCGGAACAAGGAUGCCUAUUUCCUUAGUGCAGAAGAGUGCAUCACAGCCGGGCAUUUUCAGAAUCAGCACCCAAACAUAUGCCGCCUGUCUCCAGAUGGUCACUUUGGAUCCAAGUUUGUAACUGUUGUGGCAACAGGUGGCCCUGACAACCAAGUCCACUUUGAGGGCUACCAAGUAUCCAAUCAGUGCAUGGCCCUGGUACGUGAUGAGUGCCUGCUGCCGUGCCGUGAUGCUCCGGAGCUUGGCUAUGCAAAAGAAUCCAGCAGUGAGCAAUACGUGCCUGAUGUGUUUUAUAAGGACAUAGACAAGUUUGGCAAUGAGAUCACUCAGCUAGCCCGUCCACUCCCUGUCGAGUACCUAAUAAUUGAUAUUACUACCACGUUCCCCAAGGAUCCAGUUUAUACAUUUUCUAUUUCUCAAAAUCCAUUCCCUAUUGAGAAUCGUGAUGUACUGGGAGAAACACAGGACUUUCACAGCCUGGCUACAUAUUUAUCCCAGAACACCUCCUCUGUGUUCCUAGACAUCAUCUCUGAUUUCCAUCUGCUCCUCUUCUUGGUCACCAAUGAAGUCAUGCCUCUAAGGGAUAGCAUCAGCUUGUUACUGGAAGCAGUAAGGACUCGGAAUGAGGAGCUAGCACAGACAUGGAAAAAAUCGGAGCAGUGGGCCACCAUUGAACAGCUUUGCAGCACAGUUGGUGUUCAGCUGCCAGGACUCCAAGAAUACGGCGCCAUGGGUGGCUCAACUCAUGCCGCAACCUCUUCCAUGUGGGCCUGUCAGCACUGCACCUUCAUGAACCAGCCAGGCACAGAUCACUGUGAGAUGUGCAGCCUCCCACGUAGCUAAGCCUCGUCCGGCUUGGCAUUCAGGGUGGCCAUUACAGACCAACUGGCGGAAAUACAGAGGCAAACCCCUAGCCAGGCAGGAUUGUACUUCCUCCUGGGAUGUUGCGCGGUGAAGGGCGGGGCAGAGCGGGCAGGGGGGGACCUGACCCUUAUCACAGGCACACAGUGCCAUUCAGAGGGUUGUAGCUUGCGGUUGGAACUGGAUGUCUCAGUGGGGGAACGUAACAUAGCCCCUCUGCCCAUGCUGCUGCCUUGUCUUUUCUUUGCUCUCAGUAUUGUAGAAAGCCGGAGGCCAUGUUCCCCCUUGAGCUGCAUUCGCACGAAUGGCUCAUCAGCUCUGCAGGCGCAUGGCAGUGAGAGGCCAUCCCCCCCCUGCGUUAGCUUGCAUGCCACAAGCUUUCCCCAGCCUUAAGCCAGUGAGCGAGGCUAGGCAGCAGUGUUAUAAGGGAUGGCUUGGUCUCCCGGGGCUAGCUUGCCUAACAUCGCUCUCUGGACAUGCUUUGCAUUCAGCCUCAGAGUCGCUGGGUCACUGGUGCCUGACUCAUUUCAGUCUACCCUCUUAAUUGUAGCUUCCAAAUUUAAUGGUGGCAGAACACAUAGAAGCUCAGAGCUCCAAUCUAAGCCCCAAAGCACCUUGGCAUCGGGGAAUGGAGAGAACAGCCUUCUCAACUUGGUAAUGGUCUCUCUGCUGGCUUGCCAACCCAGUUCUUGUCCAG
Euleptes europaea (tarantolino) is the source of this 2596-nucleotide messenger RNA. RefSeq names its product NPL4 homolog, ubiquitin recognition factor (gene NPLOC4). Gene Ontology annotation, cellular component: nucleus. Gene Ontology annotation, biological process: ubiquitin-dependent protein catabolic process. The transcript has 17 exons. Gene Ontology annotation, molecular function: ubiquitin protein ligase binding; ubiquitin binding. NCBI's taxonomy places the organism in Eukaryota, Metazoa, Chordata, Lepidosauria, Squamata, Sphaerodactylidae. The record is from RefSeq and is a predicted model, not a curated record. Bases 52 to 1881 code for a protein of 609 amino acids.